AAAAAAAACAAACUUGAAUUUCCUCUUCCAAUCUUCUGCUUUUAAAUUCUUCAGUUCCACAAUCUUCGUUUAUCUCCAAACUCUGGGAGGAGAAGAAGAAAAAGAAGAAUGAUUGACAAUCUCACAGCGUCACAAAUGCUUAUUCCAAUGGCUCUCUGCCUCGGCUUUCUCGGGGCAGCUUUGGUCAUCUUCCUUCACAAAAUGCUGCUGAAGCCACUCCUGCUCCAGCGCCGGCUGAACUCACUAGGAGCCAGAGGCCCUUCCUACAAGUUCUUCUUUGGGAACACUCUGGAGAUGAAGAAGCUCAGACAAGCAUCCAUGGCGAAACCCAUGUCAGGCCUCUCUCACGACAUAUAUUCAAGGUUGCAACCUCACCUCUCCGCUUGGACCAAGACUUACGGAAGGAACUUCACAUUCUGGUUCGGCCCUCUGCCUUUCUUGGUCUUGUCGGAGCCGGAGCUGGUGAAGGAAGCGGCGGCGGAUCGGGAGAAAGCUUUCCGGAAAGUGGAGCCCCAAGGUGUCGUGAAGAGGAUGCUUGGAGAUGGGCUCGUGACAUCUGAUGGUGAGAAGUGGGUCAAGAUGAGGAAGUUGGCCAACCAUGCUUUCUUUGGCGAGAGCUUAAAGAACAUGACUCCGGCCAUGAUUGCUAGCACGGAAAUGAUGCUUGAGAGGUGGAAGAAUCGCGUCGGCGAAGAGGUCGAGGUGUAUGAAGAAUUCAGGUUCUUGACUGCCGAAGUCAUUUCCAGGACUGCUUUUGGGAGUAAUUUCGCUGAAGGGAAGCGCAUUUUUGACUUGUUAACUCAGAUGGGCGAGCUGGCUGUAGCCAGUGCCUUCAAAGUCAGGCUUCCUGGAAUCAGGUAUUUAUUCACCAUGAUCUACAAAAGCAGAGAUGAUACUGAAGCGGACAAGCUAGAACAUGGCGUACGAGCCGCGAUAUUGAGAAUGAUGAGGAAGAGAGAAGAGAUGGUGGCGAGUGGAGAAGCAGAAAACUUUGGAAGCGAUUUCUUUGGUUUACUCCUGACUGCUUAUCAUGAAAGCGACGAAUCGAAGAGGAUUUCGGAGGAUGAUCUCAUAGAUGAGUGCAAGACAGUGUAUCUUGCUGGACAAGAAACAACCAAUACUCUGCUGUCCUGGAUUAUGUUGCUUCUGUCGAUCCACACAGAUUGGCAGGAGAAAGCGAGAAAGGAAGUUCAGACCCAUUUCGGCGACAGAGCUCCUGAUGCUGAUGGGAUUUCAAAGCUCAAAACUUUGAGCAUGAUAAUCAACGAGACAUUGAGAUUAUACCCUCCUGCAGUUGGGAUGGCUCGAAAGGUUGUGAAGGAAGUUCAAAUCGGGAAGCACGUACUCCCGAAGAACACGUACUUCACCAUCGACACUCUAGCUCUCCAUCAAGAUCCUGAAAUUUGGGGGGAAGAUGCCCUGCAGUUCAAUCCAGAGAGAUUCUCCGACGGAGUUGCCAAAGCGACGAAGAACAAUGCAUCUGCAUUCGUCCCCUUCGGUAUAGGACAGCGAGUUUGUGCAGGAGCCAACUUCGCAGCAAACGAAUCGAAGAUUGCACUUGCCAUGAUCCUUCAACGCUAUGCGUUUACGCUCUCACCUGCUUAUGUGCACUCUCCACUUCAGAUCCCCCUCCUGCUGCAGCGGCGGCUGAACUCACUAGGAGCCAGAGGCCCUUCCUACAAGUUCUUCUUCGGGAACACUCUGGAGAUGAAGAAGCUCAGACAGGCAUCCAUGGCGAAACCCAUGUCAGGCCUCUCUCACGACAUCUACCCGAGGUUGCAGCCUCACCUCUCGGCUUGGACCAAGACUUACGGCCGGAACUUCACCUUCUGGUUCGGCCCUCGGCCUUUCUUGGUCUUGUCGGAGCCGGAUCUGGUGAAGGAAGUAGCGGCCGAUCGGGAGAAAGCUUAUAGGAAAGUGGAACCCAGAGGUGUUAUGAAGCGAAUGCUUGGAGAUGGGCUCUUGACGUCCGAUGGUGAGAAGUGGGUCAAGUUGAGGAAGUUGGCCAACCAUGCUUUCUUUGGCGAGAGCUUAAAGAACAUGACUCCGGCCAUGAUCGCUAGCACAGAAAUGAUGCUUGAGAGGUGGAAGGAUCAUGUGGGGAAAGAGAUUGAGGUGUAUGAAGAAUUCAGGUUCUUGACAGCCGAAGUCAUUUCCAGGACUGCUUUUGGGAGUAAUUUCGUUGAAGGGAAGCGCAUUUUUGACUUGUUAAAUAAGAUGGUCAAGUUGGCUGCAGCCAAUGCCUUCAAAGUUAGGCUUCCUGGAAUCAGACUUGAUUGCAGCAAGAUCUACAAAAGUGGAGAUGAUAUUGAAGCGGACAAGCUAGAACAAGGAGUACGAGCUUUGAUAUUGGGAAUGUUGAGAAAGAGAGAAGAGAUGGUGACAAAUGGUGAAGCAGAAAACUUUGGGAGCGAUUUCUGUGGGUUGCUUCUGAGUGCUUAUCAUGAAACCGAUGAAUCCAAGCGGAUUUCGGAGGAUGAUCUCAUAGAUGAGUGCAAGACAGUGUAUCUUGCUGGACAAGAAACAACCAAUACUCUGCUGUCCUGGGUUAUGUUGCUGCUAUCCAUCCAUACAGAUUGGCAGGAGAAAGCAAGAUCUGAAGUUCAGACCCAUUUGGGCGACCGAGCACCUGAUGCAGAUGGGAUUUCAAAGCUCAAGACUGUGAGCAUGAUAAUCAACGAGACCCUGCGAUUAUAUCCUCCUGCAAUUGGGAUGGCUCGGAGAGUGGUGAAGGAAGUCCAGCUCGGGAAGCACACACUGCCAAAGAACACAUACUUCACCAUCGACACUCUAACUCUCCAUCAAGAUCCUGAAAUUUGGGGGGAAGACGCGCUGCAGUUCAAUCCAGAGAGGUUCUCCGAAGGAGUUGCCAAAGCAACAAAGAACAAUGCAUCUGCAUUCGUCCCCUUCGGUAUAGGACAACGAGUUUGUGCAGGAGCCAACUUCGCAGCACACGAAGCAAAGAUUGCACUUGCCAUGAUCCUUCAGCGUUAUGCGUUCACGCUCUCCCCUACUUAUGUGCACUCUCCACUUCAAAUCAUAACAAUCCGGCCGGAGCACGGUGUUCAGGUCAUCCUCCAUGCUCUGUAGUAGCGAUGUAUUUACUAUGGUAUCGUUGACGGUGGGAUAUGCUAUAGAUUAUAGAAUGUAUAUGUGAGUGGAAUAAGCCAAUAGGGGUGUGGGUGUGAAAAGUAUGGCGUCAUGUAAAGCAUGUUUGAGAGAUUGAGGUGUAUGAAGAAUUCAAGUUCUUAACUUCCGAAGUCAUAUCGAGAACUGCUUUUGGAAGUAAUUUCGUUGAAGGAAAGCGCAUUUUUAACUUGUUAAGUAAGAUGGUCGAGCUUGCUGCAGCCAAUUUCUUCAAAGUUAGGAUUCCUGGAAUCAGCAAGAUCUACAAAAGCAGAGAUGAUACUGAAGCGGAAAAGCUAGAACAAGGCAUACGAGCUGUCAUACAGGGAAUGCUGAGAAAGAGAGAAGAGAUGGUGGCGAAUGGUGAAGCAGAAGACUUUGGGAGCGACUUCUGUGGGUUACUUUUGAGUUCUUAUCACGAAACCGAUGAAUCCAAGCGGAUUUCGGAGGAUGAUCUCAUAGAUGAGUGCAAGACAGUGUAUCUUGCUGGACAAGAAACAACCAAUACUCUGCUCUCCUGGGUUAUGUUGCUUCUUUCUAUCCAUACAGAUUGGCAGGAGAAAGCAAGAUCGGAAGUUCAGACCCAUUUGGGCGACCGAGCACAUGAUGCAGAUGGGAUUUCAAAGCUCAAGACUGUGAGCAUGAUAAUCAACGAGACCCUGCGAUUAUAUCCUCCUGCAAUUGGGAUGGCUCGGAGAGUGGUGAAGGAAGUCCAGCUCGGGAAGCACACACUGCCAAAGAACACAUACUUCACCAUCGACACUCUAACUCUCCAUCAAGAUCCUGAAAUUUGGGGGGAAGACGCGCUGCAGUUCAAUCCAGAGAGGUUCUCCGAAGGAGUUGCCAAAGCGACGAAGAACAAUGCAUCUGCAUUCGUCCCCUUCGGUAUAGGACAGCGAGUUUGUGCUGGAUCCAACUUCGCAGCACACGAAGCGAAGAUUGCACUUGCCAUGAUCCUUCAGCGUUAUGCGUUCACGCUCUCACCUGCUUAUGUGCACUCUCCACUUCAAAUCAUAACAAUCCGGCCGGAGCACGGUGUUCAGGUCAUCCUCCAUGCUCUGUAGUAGCGAUGUAUUUACUAUGGUAUAGAAUGUAUUAUGUGAGUGGAAUAAGCCAAUAGGAGUGUGGGUGUGAAAAGUAUGGGUUUAUGUAAAGCAUGUUUGAGGUGAAUCUGUGUUUCUGCAUAUUGAGUGAGAUUUUGGAGGUGCUUGGAAGAUUUGUUGAUCGAAGAUAUAUGUUUGACAA
Linum tenue is the source of this 4371-nucleotide messenger RNA. NCBI's taxonomy places the organism in Eukaryota, Viridiplantae, Streptophyta, Magnoliopsida, Malpighiales, Linaceae. The record is from the annotation of a GenBank genome assembly.